This is a messenger RNA of Fusarium sp. VM40, 1311 nucleotides long. The record is from the annotation of a GenBank genome assembly. NCBI's taxonomy places the organism in Eukaryota, Fungi, Ascomycota, Sordariomycetes, Hypocreales, Nectriaceae.
AUGCUCGAUACCCAGCGCGUAAGGGCCUGGCUCGACUCCACCCCCGACGUGUACGAACCAGCGCAAACCCCCAAUAACAAAACCCACCACAAGCGAAAAGCUGCCCAGCAAGAACCCAGUCCGCCAGCGUCAGAUCAAGACUCCAACGCCAUGGACGGCACAACUCCCAAAAGACGACGUCUUGUUGAUCUGAAUCGUACCCCACGCGCUGUCGACUUUCCUCCUCCUGCUUCUAGCACCGGUUCAUCCAUGUCGUGGUCCGAGUCUGGUGAUGGAGCUUCUCGAUCGAACUCGCCAAAGAAACAAAUGCUGGGGUUGCGAUUAGAGGAGAGAGGGUUGGAGUGUCGACAAUUGAAUAUAGAUACUGCGCCUUCUGUUGUUGCUGGUCUUCUUGAUACGAUUCGGGAAAUCGGCAGUGGCAUUGAGAUACUUCCUUACGCACAGAAGAGUACCAUCCUGGAGAGCUCGCAGGUGCGAAGUCAGAAUACGAGACUCUGGAAGUUUGCGUUCAAGGAAGAGGGAGUUUUGGAUUCGCUACCUGGUCGAAUACCCUCACCAGAAGACGUCUCCCUCGUCUGCGACCUUGCGCGCCAUUGUCAUGACACCAGCCAUGAGGAGAUAGCAUGGAAUAUGGAGGUUCAUCACCGUCUUCUACAAUCCAUUCUAAGGGAGCCCAAUAACUCCACGGGAACACCUUUCAACUUCACUACAUGCACCACCGCGCGUCCGCAUCGACGAUUCGUGCCGUACUCGUCCACAGCGAAAAUGGUCGAUUUCUGCCUCUACCUCAAACCCACCGACUCCAUCGCCCUUCAAGCCCUCGGCCGCCGAACACCCACCCUGACUGUCAACCACACCGACUUCGCCCCUCUCCAACUCUCCCCCAUUGUUCUCAGCAUCGAGACUAAGCGUCCCGGCAAAGAACUCGACGCGGCGCAGCUGCAGAUGGGUGUCUGGCACGCAGCGCAAUGGGCUUUCCUACGCUCCGUAAUUGGCCUCACGCCGCAGCCUUUGACAGCGGAGGAAGAAGUGCUGCGAAAGGACAAGGCGAAUGCUGCAUUGGCGGAAUUGGGGUUCAUACCAGGUAUUAUCGUCCAGGGACAUCGAUGGCUAUUUGUCUUUUCGACGCUAGAGGGGGACAAGACUGUUCUCUGGACUGAGAGACAGUUUGGUACAACGCAGAGUAUCCUCGAUACGUAUGCGGUUGUUGCGGGGAUUAGGGAGCUGGCGAGAUGGGCGAGGGAUGUUUAUGUUCCUUGGUUCCAGAAGAGUGUCCUUGCAGGGUUUCAGCCUGACAAUGAGGUGGGUUGA